Molecule: messenger RNA, 501 nt
Organism: Lactuca virosa
Lineage: Eukaryota; Viridiplantae; Streptophyta; Magnoliopsida; Asterales; Asteraceae
Source: the annotation of a GenBank genome assembly
AUGAAACAACAUAUUGCUCAUGUGAAAGGAAAUGUAGCUCCAUGUCAAAAGUCUACCAAAGAUGAUCAGUUGAGAUGUCGAGAUGCUAUCAAUGAAGGAAAGUUAAAAAAGAAGGGAAAACAAGCACAUGAUGAAGCGUUAAGAUCGGAGGUGAGAUUUGAUACUAAUGAAAACAUUAGUAUAGACACGGAUGAAAUAGAGAAUACUUUUGGGAGCUUGAGGGAACCAUAUGUUAUAGGCCCGAUGGAUAACUUUGCAAGCACAUUAAACCCCGAAGAAUCUUUGAAGUCGGGAAAAGGCAAAAAAGUUUAUAUUAACAAUGCUAUUCGGAAAGAAAGAAUAUCAACUGUGAAAAGUUUCAUUGGUAGGUGGGCAUAUGAGUGUGCAAUUCCUUUUCAUGCCUUCGAAAAGGAUAGCUUUAAAAUGAUGGUGGAGGUAAUUGGCCAAUAUGGAACCGGGCUUCCAACUCCUACUAGGUAUGAGUUGAGUAACACAAUUUAA